AAACAGUUCUUUUCACGUAAGCGCUUCCCGUAUCGCGUUUCAUUGCUCACAUGCUUUCAACUAUGCAGGCCGAUCUCGGGUUGUAAGGGUUCCAGAGAUAUUUGGAAGCCUAAGGUUGGUGCAAAAUCUCUGGAAUGAAAUGACAGUUUUUCUGCUAGGGAGGCGUUUAUAUAAUUUAUGCAGUGUUGACUGAUUGCAAGAUGACUUCACCUAUUUUUAUGUAGGGGAACUUGUUGUUUGUGGGGGGGAAAAAUCGCCGGAACCGGUGGCAUGAAAUUAAGAAUUUACCUUUGGUUUCACAAAGGAAUAGUGAUUUCCUACUCAAGUGUGAUACUUUUUUCUUCGAGGUCUGCACUCUCCAUUAAGUAACAGGUAGGCCUCUUAGCUUUUCAACCCGUCAAGCCUACCUGGAGUAAGUGCGGGUCACGGCCACCAUGGCAAGUAGAGAAGAUGCGAAGGGGAAAGUAGAUUUGUUGGAGGAUACACGUAUGGACUCUGGGGUUGAAUCCCUCCAAAAUUCAAUGAAAGAUGACCCAUUUAUCAAAACGGUACGGGAUUCGACUUCUGAACCACGUGAAAGCAGGGACAAAGUUUCAAUCAACACAGAGGAACGGUUGGAUUCUGCUUAUGGCUCGUCGUCAUUAACUGUUGAGAGUUUGAGUGAGAUUAUAGGGGACUGCGAUAUUUCGAAGUGUAAAGAAGAUAACAGCCUAGAAAAAACGGAAUUUACUGAACAUGAAGAAAACCUUCUCACCACCAUCAGUGAAGAUGGAGACACGGUCCUGCAUUUAGCGGUCAUCCACGAAGAUGAACACUUUGCCCGCCAGCUAAUACAGCUGUUCCCCAUAGAAGUCCUGGACAUCCAGAACAACUUGUACCAGACGUCGUUGCACCUGGCCACCUACCUGAGCCUGGCGUCGGUGGUGCGGGCCCUGGUGGAUGGGGGUGCCAGCCUGGGGCUGCAGGACCAGGAGGGGAACACGCCUCUCCACGUGGCCUGUGAGCAGGGCCGGGCGGAGUGUGCAGCUGAGAUGACCCGGGAUGUGUCUCCCAGCAAGCUGGCUCCGUUGCUGGAGACUCAGAACUGGAGAGGUCUCACGUGUCUCCACUUAGCCACUGUGAACAGACAGCAUCGUGUGAUGAAGCUACUGAUGAAGAAAGGUGCAGACCUAAACAUCCAGGAAGGUACAAGCGGUAAGACUGCUCUGCACCUGGCAGUGGAGCUCCAUGACGUUGUGUCUGUGACACAGCUGCUGAGCAAGGGUGCCAACGUGGACGCAACCAUGUAUAACGGCUGCACACCUCUCCACCUGGCCGUGGGCCGGCAGGACAUCGCCAUCGCCGACCUGCUGUGCCAGUCAGGGGCUGACAAGAUGCUGCGGAACAUGGAGGGCGAAACGGCACUGGAUCUAGCUGAUGGCAAAGAAGAUAUCCUUGCUCUGUUUCCCUUUGAUGACAUCCAGAUCCAAGGCAGGUCAGUGGUACGCGUUCCAUUCUGAAUCUGGACUGGACUGUGUGGACCACCUGAAUAUAUUAUUUACCUCUUGAACAUACGACGUCUGAACAGGGAGCAUUGUCAGAAUACUGUACCUUUACUUUGUUUGUGUUUGUAAUUGUGUGACAGUGUGGCUGUGAUUUUCUUUUCUCAUUUUCAUACAUUUUUUGUCAUUGGGUGUAGUAAUCAUGACUGUAGCGUGUGGGUUGAAUUCUAUCAUGAGUUUGGAGUUGGUCUUUGGAGGUAGUCGUGUAUUGAUGUCAAUUACAUAUUGGUUAAGUACUUGAGUUGAAGAUUACAUGAUUAAGUCCUUUUUUUUUUUUUUUUUAAAUCAAAGAGGUACAUAGACUGUUUCUUUUUUCAAAUGCUAAGAGUAGUAAAUCUUUAUUCUACCUUCAUUUAGUAUUGAAAAGAGAUUAAUGAGAGGAAAAUGUUCAAAUAAAAUUACAAAUUUAUCUGUGAAAAUAUGGGAAAUCUACCUCGAACAUAAAUAUAUUCACAGGUUAUUGUGAAAAAUUUGACGUAUUCUGAAAAAAGAUGUCACCAGAUGGCAAAAGAAUUAAGGUUGAUUUCAGCCCCCAGAUUGACAUUUGACAGCUUUAUGAAAUGCAAAUCUCUACUUAUGAAGAGAUGUUUUUUUAUGUAUUAAAUUAUCAAUUUAAUUUCUUGCUUUCAAGUCUCAGUUUAUGCUUUUAAAACACUGCCUUGCUGUAUGCUUUAUUAGAACAGACUCAUCAUAACAGCUGUAUUUAGAACACAGUAAUAUUUAACCCUCCUGGUUUUGUCUUAUCUCUGAAGAAUCAGCUUUGAACUUUAGUGAACUGAAUCACACUUUUAGAUGUUCGGCUUCUAACAGUUUCAAACUCUUUUUGUAAUAAAAGGAAUACAAUCA
This is a messenger RNA of Esox lucius (northern pike), 2387 nucleotides long. It is a transcript of the gene nfkbie, whose product is annotated as nuclear factor of kappa light polypeptide gene enhancer in B-cells inhibitor, epsilon. The transcript is spliced from 6 exons. NCBI's taxonomy places the organism in Eukaryota, Metazoa, Chordata, Actinopteri, Esociformes, Esocidae. Gene Ontology annotation, biological process: cellular response to lipopolysaccharide; signal transduction. The record is from RefSeq and is a predicted model, not a curated record. Gene Ontology annotation, cellular component: cytosol. The coding region runs from base 435 to 1499 and encodes 354 amino acids. Gene Ontology annotation, molecular function: protein binding.